This is a messenger RNA of Canis lupus familiaris (dog), 2900 nucleotides long. It is a transcript of the gene MYLIP, whose product is annotated as myosin regulatory light chain interacting protein. Lineage: Eukaryota; Metazoa; Chordata; Mammalia; Carnivora; Canidae. The record is from RefSeq and is a predicted model, not a curated record. Gene Ontology annotation, cellular component: cytoskeleton. Gene Ontology annotation, molecular function: cytoskeletal protein binding; ubiquitin-protein transferase activity. Bases 83 to 1420 code for a protein of 445 amino acids. The transcript has 7 exons. Gene Ontology annotation, biological process: ubiquitin-dependent protein catabolic process.
GGGCUGCCUGUGAGCCGCGGCGAGGCGGCAGCCCCGCGCGCACAAGGAGGAGGCGGCCGCGGCGGCAGCGCCGGCCCCAGCCAUGCUGUGCUAUGUGACGAGGCCGGACGCGGUGCUGAUGGAGGUGGAGGUGGAGGCGAAAGCCAACGGCGAGGACUGCCUCAACCAGGUGUGCAGGCGGCUGGGAAUUAUAGAAGUUGAUUACUUUGGACUGCAGUUUACGGGUAGCAAAGGCGAAAGUUUAUGGCUAAAUCUGAGAAAUCGGAUCUCCCAGCAGAUGGAUGGGCUAGCCCCUUACCGGCUUAAACUGAGAGUCAAAUUCUUCGUGGAACCUCAUCUCAUCUUACAGGAGCAGACGAGGCAUAUCUUCUUCUUGCAUAUCAAGGAGACCCUCCUGGCAGGCCACCUCCAGUGCUCCCCAGAGCAGGCAGUGGAGCUCUGUGCCCUCCUGGCACAGACCAAGUUUGGAGACUACAAUCAGAACACUGCCAAGUACAGCUACGAGGAGCUGUGUGCAAAGGAGCUCUCCAGCACUACUCUGAACAGCAUUGUUGCAAAGCAUAAAGAGUUGGAGGGGACCAGCCAGGCGUCAGCCGAAUACCAGGUGUUGCAGAUUGUGUCGGCGAUGGAAAACUAUGGCAUAGAAUGGCAUUCCGUGAGGGACAGCGAAGGGCAGAAACUCCUCAUUGGGGUUGGACCUGAGGGAAUCUCAAUUUGCAAGGAUGACUUCUGCCCAAUUAAUAGGAUCGCUUACCCUGUGGUGCAGAUGGCCACCCAGUCAGGAAAAAACGUGUACCUGACCGUCACCAAGGAGUCUGGGAACAGCGUCGUGCUGUUGUUCAAGAUGAUCAGUACCAGGGCGGCCAGCGGGCUCUACCGAGCCAUCACGGAGACCCACGCUUUCUACAGGUGUGACACAGUGACCAGUGCUGUCAUGAUGCAGUACAGCCGAGACCUGAAGGGCCACCUGGCCUCUCUGUUCCUGAAUGAAAAUAUCAACCUCGGCAAGAAGUACGUCUUCGAUAUUAAAAGAACAUCAAAGGAGGUAUAUGACCAUGCCAGGAGAGCUCUGUACAAUGCUGGCGUUGUGGAUCUGGUUUCGAGAAGUGACCACAGCCCUCCCAACUCCCCGCUGAAGUCCUCGGAGAGCAGCAUGAACUGCACCAGCUGCGAGGGCCUCAGCUGCCAGCAGACCAGAGCGCUCCAGGAGAAGCUGCGCAAGCUGAAGGAGGCCAUGCUGUGCAUGGUGUGCUGUGAGGAGGAGAUCGACUCGACCUUCUGCCCUUGCGGCCACACCGUGUGCUGUGAGGGCUGCGCCGCCCAGCUGCAGUCCUGUCCGGUGUGUAGGUCACGCGUGGAACACGUACAGCACGUCUACCUGCCAACCCACACCAGUCUGCUCAACCUGACUGUAAUCUGAUGUGUUGUGCGCUUAACUGGCCAUGCCACGUUUUCCCUGGACUGCACUACGACUAAACUAUAAAAAUGAUAGAUCGUGGAGAAGAUAAAUACUCCAAAACCCAUCAUCAUGCAAUAUUGGGGGAAAAAAAAAAAAAAAGGAAGAAUAAAAAAAAUACUCGUCCCCACCAAACACGCCAGGCAAAGAAUCAACAGCUGCAGUGGUGGGGGCCGGGAGGGGUCCUGGGACACGGACACGUUCCCUGGAUGACUUCUUCUUCUCAUCGAGUAAAAAAAUAAGUAAAAUGUGUGAUGUCAGUUAAGUGGCAGCAUAGCCAAAAAAGUGGGUACCUUUUAGGAAAGGACGUUGUUCAGUCUCCUCAUAUAUUCCGAGGUAAGUUUCCUACUUGGAGCAAAUUUUGUAAGAAUUCGUUUUAAGAAUUUUCCUUGGUUCUUUUUUGUAUGAUCAUGGAGCUCUGAACAUUUUAAUAGGCAAAUUUUUCUUAAAGAAACAGUCAUUUUAAUGUCCUUUCUGUUUUUAUAACUUGUUCAAGAAGGAUUGGAAGGUAAACAGAUGUAAAGAUCAGUUCUGUGACUUUUAAAAAAGUUGACGACCGAGUUGUCAGAUAUAAACCAGUCCGGCUAGUGGGAAACAGAGACCUCGGUAUGCACGGCUUCCUUUCUCUCUGCCUCUGUGCCCUCACCCCCCACCCCAAGGCUUUCGAUUACGAAAUGCUACCAGUCUCAUUGUAAGAUUUCUGUGGAGUAGUCUGCACUCCUUGGGCUCUUGAGUCGGUGGGAUAUUUUAUUUAAGUUGAAAAGGGAACACACGUUCCUUGGGAAGCAGACCGUUGCUCAUGGGGAUGAAGCUUUAUGGUGUACAAACGGGAGGGGGUUCUCUACUUCUCCCAGAAACUCCACUCCAGCUUCAUCCACUGGGGUUGCUUUUGCUUGAGCCAUCAAGCCUUUUACAGCCUUAUCGUAGAUAUCUUAGAUAUAGUAUGCUUUUUUUUUCUUGGUAGUAAAUGCUUAGGUAUUAACUUUCGGUUGUCCCCUCCCUAGGUCUUUGAGGGGUUUCGAGUUUCUUUGUUUCUAUAUUCUUAAUCACAUUCUCCACUCCCACUUGGGCAUUUUGGACGCUGGUCAGCUUGUGGGUUUUCUAGGACGUCGGGACACCUAGAUGACCUUAUUGGGUGCAAUACUAGCUAAGUAAAAGCUAGAAGCCUACACCGUCACUUUACUGAGAUUUCCGAGUAUACUUUUCAUAUUGCCUUAAUGUAGCAGUAAUGUGUUUAUGCAUUUGUUUCUUUGCACAGACAUUUUGUCAAAUAUUAAAACUCUACUUUUUUAUGGCACAUAUUAGCAUAUAAGCCUUUAUUCCAAGAGGUAUUUAUUUUUUCACUUGUAAAAAAAAAAAAUAAUGUUUCCACAUAAAGAACUCUGUUAUAUCCUAAAGGACUUCUGUCUUUUGUAUUCAGGAUAAUAAAGACUUUAAAGCAAAA